GAGGUGAGGGCGGGUGGCGCUGACAGUUGGUCGGUUCUCUGGAGGGCCGUCGUCCACAGCCUCCUGGCUCAACCCCGGAGACCCCAAUGUGCUCCGUGUCUCCCGUCCCACACGACUUGGGCCCUGGGACCGCGGGCCACGUGAGGCCCGGACCCGGUCCGCCCAAGGCCCUCGACACGGGGAGCCCGCUGGACGCACAGAGCGGAGAAAGCCAAGGGUUUGCUUCCGAGGGGAGAGGGCUCGGCGGCAAGGAAGCCCUGGUCCCGCGCCCAGGGACCUGGCCCGCCCAGAUCCUGGCCCUCGGAGGCCCCCGACCCUCAGCCCGCACUCAGCUCUGCCUCCGCUGAGCUCACGAAGUCCGCUGGGAAGUCCCGGGUUCCGUACCGUGGGGCCCUGUCCCCGCCUCCCCCCAGAGUGUCCCCCUGGUCGGGCUACUUCUCUUGGUCGCGGUGGAGUCCCCGGCCUUGCGGGCGACAGGAGAGCGACUUUGGGAAGCGGGAGCUUUCCCUGCAACACAGCGUGUGCCUGGCAGGCGAUCUCUCCCUGGCCGGCCCUGCCUGCCCUGUAACACGGGGGUGGCGUGUGCUCCGCCCUCCCUGUCCCUCCCGGACUCGUUCCUUCGCUUUGGGAGUCGCGCCCCAGAGCGGUGGAGGGCUCAUCUGUGGCUGAUCUGCCCACUACAGUCGAGCAGCUGAACGGAGCCGGGACGGAGGCCACCACGCCUGUGCCACCACAGGGCCUCUCAGUGCCCCGUUGUCUGCCCAGGCGUCCCUGACAGGCAGGUGAGAGGAGGGCCUUCAGGGGCGGCGGUCCUCGGUCCCUUCCUUUGAAGGACACAGUUCUCAAAGCUGACCCUGCCGCCUGCCCAGGGGCAGUGGGCCUACAGGACAGACCGGCUCUGAACGCACUCGAUCAUCAGAAACGAACUUCUUGGGCUGUUUUGGUCUAGGUGUGGGUGCCUUGGGACACAUGGCCGAGGCCGGGGCAGGACAGCCCCUGGAGGCCGAGCAAGGGACAGAGUAUGACGCCCUGCCUUCUGACACCGUGUCCCUCAGCGACUCAGACUCUGACUUCAGCUGGCCUGGCAGUGCCAUGAUGGACGCUGUGUCCCCAGGGGGGCCGCCCAGCGAGGCCCGGGGAGACUCAGACCGCGGCGAGCCCGCCUCGUCCCCCAGGGGCCGCCCCUCGGCCUCGGCGCAGCCCUUCCACCUGAGGGGCACCAGCUCCACCUUCUCCUGGCGCAGCCGCAACAUCUUUGACUUUCUGGAGCAGCUUCUGCCGGGUGACGGUGGGGGCUUCGCCGGGCCGCCGGCGCCCUCGAGCCAGCCCCCAGCGGAGGGCCCAGGCAGAGGCGGCCAGAGCCCUUCCCCCCCGAAGCUGCCCCCCGUCCCUGACUAUGUGGCCCACCCUGAGCGCUGGACCAAGUACAGCCUGGAAAACGUGGCCGAGGCCAGCGAGCAGAGCAACCGGGCCGCCGCAUUGGCCUUCCUCGGCUCCAAGAGCCGGGCUGCCCCCGGCAACUACAGGCCCUCUUUCAACCAGGACCCCUCCAGCUGCGGGGAGGGAAGAGUGGUCUUCACCAAACCGGCCCGAGCCGGCGAAGCCAGGCCUGAGAGGAAGAGGGCCUUGAGGACGGCUGGAGAGCCAGGCGGGGCUGCCCCUGGGGGCCCGGGAGCGGCAGGGGGCGAGGGGCCGGUGGAGCUGGCCCACCUGGCCGGGCCUGGGAGCCCGGAGGCCGAGGAGUGCAGCAGCGCCCCCCGGGACCUUCCGGGGAUGGCCAGCGCCGGGUCCGAAGCAGGGCCGCCCGGGGCGGAGACCGUUGGCUUCCAUUGCAGCAGGAAGCGGAGCAGAGACCAUUUCCGGAACAAGAACAGCAGACCUGAGGCCCCAGAUGCUGAGGGCUGAGACGUCUCCAGCUGGCCGGGGAGGGCGGCCAGGUCUCUGCCCCUCCUUGGGGUGAAGGGGGCUCGGGUCCCCACCCCUGUGGAAAGGGCCUGCAGGCUGCCAGUAGGAGGGACCAGCACCCUGGGCGGGGGCUCCGGAGUGGUGUCUGACGCAGCAGCUUCCCUGUGGGUGGCAAAAGCCCUGGCCCACCGUGUGCCCACGGGGCACCAAUAAAGGCUUGGGUGCUCCUCAG
Molecule: messenger RNA, 2137 nt
Organism: Suricata suricatta (meerkat)
Lineage: Eukaryota; Metazoa; Chordata; Mammalia; Carnivora; Herpestidae
Gene: TSSC4
Product: tumor suppressing subtransferable candidate 4
Exons: 2
Coding region: 970-1905 (311 amino acids)
Source: RefSeq, a predicted model, not a curated record